Molecule: messenger RNA, 1187 nt
Organism: Triticum aestivum (bread wheat)
Lineage: Eukaryota; Viridiplantae; Streptophyta; Magnoliopsida; Poales; Poaceae
Exons: 2
Coding region: 504-995 (163 amino acids)
Source: RefSeq, a predicted model, not a curated record
GGGGCAUUUCUAUAUGGACCAUGCACCAAGUUGGUUCUAGAAGUGUGAGUCCUACAACGGGUCCAAGAUGGUUUACAACAAUAUCGACUAAAAUGACAUGUAACUGAUCGGCGAGGUAUAUAAUGUUUUCAAGCCUGUUGGUAAGCUCACCAACUUGGGGCUGCUCUAGUCGAACAAGGGUGACGCCUUGAGUUUAUUGGUCGAGAUCACCAACGAUAUAAUUGGCAUCAGACUUAGAUGUAACAUCUUUUAUCUGUCAAUUUGAGAUAUGCCCUUAGUCUAUAUAGGAAGUGCAAAUGUAUUUUCGACUCGAACCAUGUAACAAACUGAAGAUUUGCCGGUUCAAGAAAAACCAAAUUGAAGAUUUGCGCAUCUUUGUGUUGGGGAAACGGCUCCGCACAGUACACAAACUGAGCUCGAAGGCGGACUUUCCACGAUCCGCUUCCGCUAGGGUGUCGGUUUAAUUUCCUUCUCCGGUGGCGCGCGCCGAGCUCGGCGGCGGAAUGGCGGCGGCGGCGGAGGAGCCGUGCUGCAUCUCCCACGCCUUCGACCGCGCCGCGCGUCGGGACCCUGCCCGACUCGCCGUCGUCCACGCGGGUGACGGCGGCGCCGCUUCGCCGGCGGCGACCUCCCAUCCGCCGUCUCCUCGCUCUCCCGCCGCAUCGCCGCCGUGCUUCCUCGCCCUUCCACCGACCACCCCGGCGACGACGGGUCCCCAGGCUGCUCGGAUCAACAGAGGGGAGGCGCAGGCGCGAUGCCUAGGGUCGUUGGGGUGUACGCCUCGCCGUCGGUGGAGGUGCGGGGAGGCGUUCCUGCCGCUGGACCCAUCCUGGCCCGAGGAUAGGGUCCGGUCAGCUGUCUCUGCUUCUAAUGCGGUGCUAGUCGUAUCGGCAGGGGUUUCAAAUGAAGACGAUGUUCUUAAGGGCAGCUCUUGCCCUGUUCUGCGAUUCAACGGUGACAUCCGAUGUCGGCAGGGGUCUGAUGAUGUGCUCUAAGAAAGGAGAGCUCUAAGAAAAUUAGCAUAAAUGUGCUAGCGAAGAGCACUGAAAUUCACAAGAUCCAAGUCGUAUACUUUUUUUUAGAUGAACAAUUUAUUUGUUCGAUGUUCACAUGGAGGGAUACCUUUGUAGACAAAAUUACAUUAUUUCUCUCCCAAACAUUGGUAUACGAUCCGGCAUUUGCUUUCA